AUGGAGAGACAUCCUCAAGCAUUUCUGUUAUGUGCGUUGAUCUUCAUCAGUUUUUUUGCCCUUUUACAUCAUGUUGAAGCUCAGGACCAGAAAGGAUUCAUCAGUUUGGAUUGCGGGUUGUCGCCUAACGAGCUGCCUUACAACGAGCCUUCCACCGGAUUAACAUACUCAACGGACGAUGGUUUUGUGCAAACCGGCAAAACCGGAAAAAUCAAAAAGGAGUUUGAGGCCAUCUUCAGUAAACCGUCUUUGACGCUUAGGUAUUUCCCGGAUGGAGUCCGAAAUUGCUAUACCGUGAAUGUCACGCAAGGAACAAACUAUCUGAUCAAAGCCGUAUUUGUUUACGGUAACUACGAUGACCUUGACAACUUCCCGAGUUUCGACCUUUACCUUGGUCCGAAUCUCUGGUCAACGGUAGAUAUGAAUGGACGAACCAAUGGUACUAUCGAGGAGAUCAUCCACAAGACCAUAUCUAAGUCUCUCCAGGUCUGUCUCGUUAAGACAGGAACAAGUAAUCCUAUGAUUAAUAGCUUAGAGCUACGACCACUUAAAAACAAUACUUACAAUACUCAGAGCGGCUCGCUCAAGUACUACUUCCGAUAUUAUUUCAGCACUUCAGGCCGAACCAUACGGUACUUUUUACUUAAUCAAGUUCUACUUUUGGUUUCC
Molecule: messenger RNA, 669 nt
Organism: Thlaspi arvense
Lineage: Eukaryota; Viridiplantae; Streptophyta; Magnoliopsida; Brassicales; Brassicaceae
Source: the annotation of a GenBank genome assembly